UGGAGGACGGAAGCGAGACAGUGCCGCAGAGAAUCAGACACAUAGAAACUGUGUUAGCGGCCCAGUUACCCCAGAGUGCUCUAACAAUGGGUCCUUCGCCUCGAUGCGUGUUAUCUAGGUUGUGGAGAACCCAUGUCGCGUUUCUGGUGGCGUUGAGAUAGUCCAGAUAAGAUGCACAGGACCAAGCCGCAUUUCGAGCAGUACCAAGCCGCAACUAAGGUAUGAUAACCUUUACGAGCGGGAUCCCGAGCUGGCUAUAAAGGCCUGCAUCCCUCCGCAUGGGUGUCGUAAGAAGACCUUGAGAGAAUCCAACACUCACCUUCAUAUCCCUUUUCCUUCUACUUGGACCUCUGGUCCUGGAUUCCAUCGUCAUGGGUCAUCAAGAUGAGCCUAAGACCGACAUUUCCCAAACCGUAAGCCGCCCCGAGGCUGAACUGGGUGACGUUUCCAACUACAAGGUCCAAGAAGCUCUCGACCCUGGCUCUCUCCACACCCAUCGUGGUCUUCGACCUCGUCAUGUCCAACUUGCCGCUAUUGCAGGUGGAAUCGGUGUUGGUCUCUUCGUUGGAAUCGGCAAAGUCCUGGUCAACGCCGGUCCUCUCUCUCUGCUCCUUGGCUACCUGAUAUACGGAAUUGGCUUCAUCUGGCCGUGCAACUUGUGCACUGCCGAGAUGGUGACAUGGCUACCCAUUCGCGGCAGUGUGUUCGGUUUGGCCUCGCGAUAUGUUGAUCCAGCGCUUGGGUUCGCCCUUGGAUGGACGUACUUCUACGCUGGAGCGAUGUUCGUGUGUACCGAGGUCAGCGCUGUAGCAACAGUGGUGCAAUUCUGGGACGUCAAUGUUUCGCCAGCUGUUUGGGUGGCAAUGGUCCUCAUUCUUUGCACGUUCUUCAACCUCGUAGCUGUCAAAUGGUACGGCGAGUCCGAAUUCGUCAUGUCGAUCACGAAAGUCUUGCUCCUCGUUGGCCUUGUCCUCUUCACCUUUAUCACAAUGGUCGGCGGUAACCCCAAGCACGAUGCAUACGGAUUCCGCGCAUGGACGGGCGGAAACGCAAUGCAUCCGUAUUAUGCCGAUGGCGCUACUGGACGAUUGCUUGGUAUUGCGAUCUCAAUUCGAUUCGCCGUCUUCACACUCGCUGGACCCGAUUUCAUCAGUUUAUCUGCUGGAGAGAUACAGAACCCUCGACGUACGAUUCCGCGCCUCGCUCAGCUCAUCUUCUACCGCUUGGUCGGUUUCUACAUCAUCGGCAGUUUCGCUGUUGGUAUCAUCUGCUCGUCGCGCGAUUCCAAUCUCAUCCUUGCUAUCAAAGGAGGCAAACCUGGUGCUGCCGCUUCCCCUUGGGUUAUCGGGAUCCGUAACACUGGUGUCACCGGUGGUCUCCCUGGUCUUAUCAACACCCUGAUCUUGGUCUCCGCCAUCUCAUGCGGUAAUGCAUUCGUGUACCAGACCAGUCGGACGCUGUACUCGUUGGCCCAGGAAGGACAGGCGCCAAAAAUAUUUCUGACAUGCUCCAAGAGCGGAAUUCCCUACUACUGCGUCCUAGCUGUCACAUCAAUUGGAUGCAUUACGUUCCUAGUCGCAGACAACUCCGCGAUAACGGUGUUUGGAUGGUUCGUUGACCUGGCGACUUCCGGUCUUAUCGUCAACUUCGUUGCAUUCUUCUGGGUUUAUCUUGGCUGGUACCGCGCCCUAAAAGCCCAGAAAUUCGAUCGCAAGAACCUGCCGUACUACUGCAACUUUGCCCCGUACACCGCUUGGUUUGGACUGAUCUUCGGUUGCCUCAUUAUCCUGUUCCUGGGCUUUGAUUCGUUCGCACCGUUCUCGAUCCAGUCAUUCAUCACGACGUAUUUUGGCAUCGCGUGGGCCGCCUUCAUGUUCACUUUAUGGAAGAUUGUCAAGAAGACAAAGUUUGCCGAUCCAGCGACCGUAGACAUCUACCAUGGAAAGGCGGAAGUCGAUGCUGAAUGCGCUAUUUGGGAGAAUGGAGGGUUGGAGGAGAAUGAGAAACAGCGUCUGUCCGAAAUGAGCGUGGUGCGGAGAACUUGGGAGAAAAUCUGGUAGAUUUGUUGGGGAAGCUACCUUACCCAGUAACACUGUAAUAUCCAUACCGA
This is a messenger RNA of Paraphaeosphaeria sporulosa, 2110 nucleotides long. RefSeq lists its product as uncharacterized. The record is from RefSeq and is a predicted model, not a curated record. Gene Ontology annotation, molecular function: amino acid transmembrane transporter activity. Gene Ontology annotation, cellular component: membrane. The transcript is spliced from 2 exons. NCBI's taxonomy places the organism in Eukaryota, Fungi, Ascomycota, Dothideomycetes, Pleosporales, Didymosphaeriaceae. Gene Ontology annotation, biological process: amino acid transmembrane transport. The coding region runs from base 372 to 2060 and encodes 562 amino acids.